Hemibagrus wyckioides is the source of this 2526-nucleotide messenger RNA. It is a transcript of the gene sele, whose product is annotated as selectin E. The record is from RefSeq and is a predicted model, not a curated record. Gene Ontology annotation, molecular function: sialic acid binding; oligosaccharide binding. The transcript is spliced from 15 exons. Gene Ontology annotation, biological process: heterophilic cell-cell adhesion; leukocyte tethering or rolling; response to cytokine. Gene Ontology annotation, cellular component: external side of plasma membrane; membrane. The coding region runs from base 114 to 2138 and encodes 674 amino acids. NCBI's taxonomy places the organism in Eukaryota, Metazoa, Chordata, Actinopteri, Siluriformes, Bagridae.
AAAUGCCCCUCGCAGCAGCUCUGAACUCAUAACCCCAUAACUGUCUGAUCAAGACAUUCAUCCUAUCCUGAUAUUGCGACUUUACCUCAAAGGAUUGCACCCAGAGAAUUACAAUGGAUUUCUGCAAAACUCAUAUGUCCACAAUCUCUAUAUUUUUCAUCCUUCUCCUGUCAAUGCUGUAUCAGCAGCCAGGAGUUGAUGGCUGGUCGUACAAUUUCUCAGACUCUACCAUGACCUGGACAAGAGCCCGUGAUUGGUGUCAGGAGCACUACACAGACAUGGUGGCAAUUCAAAACCAUGGUGAAAUUGAAUACCUCAAUAACGAGCUCCCCAGGAAGACAGGAUACUACUGGAUCGGUAUUCGCAAAAUCAACAAUACCUGGACCUGGGUCGGAACCAAGAAGCAGCUGACAGCAGAGGCUGAGAACUGGGCCACAGGGGAGCCGAAUAACGGACGCAACAACGAGGACUGUGUGGAGAUCUACAUAAAGAGAGGAGAGGACAACGGCAAGUGGAAUGAUGAGUCCUGCCGAAAGGAAAAGACUGCACUAUGUUACACUGCAUCCUGUAAGGAAGACUCCUGUAGUUUUCAAGGGGAGUGUGUUGAGACCAUCAACAGCCACAGGUGUAACUGUUUUGAAGGUUUUUAUGGAGACAAGUGUGAACACAUUGUGAAAUGUGAAGCAAAGGAAAUCUCUGAUCCUGAACAUGGCAGCGUUCAGUGCCACCAUCCUAAUGGAGAUUUCUCAUACAAAUCCAAAUGCGAGUAUUCCUGUGAUGAAGGCUACAAUUUAGUUGGAGCGAUUACAACACAAUGUGGCGGUACUCGAGCAUGGUCCAACAAACCCCCUACCUGUGAGCUAGUCCAGUGCUCCAGUCUAAAUAUGCCACUUCAUGGAACCAUAGAGUGCAGUCAUCCGAUAGAAACCUUCAGCUAUCAGUCAUCCUGUAGGUUUAGCUGUGAAGAAGGGUAUACACUAACAGGUUCCAGCUACAGCUUGCUGAUGUGUGACGUCUCUGGACAGUGGAAUGAUUCACAGCCCAACUGUGAAGCAGUCCGCUGUCCAGCUCUUGAGGAGCCAGUGGAUGGGGGAAUGAGCUGCAGUGGUGAUAGUUAUGGGAGCAGGUGCACAUUCAGCUGUAAUGUCGGGUUUCGACUGCUGGGAGCAUCAGAGCUCAUAUGCACCAAAACUGCUCAGUGGAACCAGGAGACACCGUCCUGUAGAGCUGUUCAGUGCCCCGUGCUCCAGACUCCACAGAAAGGCAGUGUGUCCUGUACAGACCAGACUCUCAGUAAAGGCUCUAUCUGCAGCUUCACUUGUAGUGAGGGCUUCAACCUGGAGGGAGCAUCAAGCAUCAAGUGUACAGAGACCGGAGAAUGGAGUACAAACAUCCCCAGCUGCACAGCAGUCCGCUGUCCAGCUCUUGAGGAGCCAGUGGAUGGGGGAAUGAGCUGCAGUGGUGAUAGUUAUGGGAGCAGGUGCACAUUCAGCUGUAAUGUCGGGUUUCGACUUCUGGGAGCAUCAGAGCUCAUAUGCACCAAAACUGCUCAGUGGAACCAGGAGACACCGUCCUGUAGAGCUGUUCAGUGCCCCGUGCUCCAGACUCCACAGAAAGGCAGUGUGUCCUGUACAGACCAGACUCUCAGUAAAGGCUCUAUCUGCAGCUUCACUUGUAGUGAGGGCUUCAACCUGGAGGGAGCAUCAAGCAUCAAGUGUACAGAGACCGGAGAAUGGAGUACGAACAUCCCCAGCUGCACAGAAGUGAGAUGCCCUCACCUCCAGACGCCAAACAAUGGCCUCAUCAACUGUUCUUCGGAGCCUCUCUUCAACACUUCCUGUUCCUUUAGCUGUCUUGAUGGCUAUCAGCUUCAUGGUCACCAGAUGGUGUUCUGCAGCCUUAAUGGCAACUGGACUGAAGAAGUGCCUAAGUGCCAAGCUCAUCCUGCGUCCACCUUAUCAUGGGUAUCUGGCCUGACCAUGGGUUUAGGAGGCACUACUGCAUUUUCCAGCCUUGCUCUUGUUUUCUGGAUAAUUAAGAGACUCCGAAAAUUGAAAGCUAAGAAGUUUGACCUCAGUAACUCAGACAUUGAAGUGCCACCCCAGGUAUACAAAUCCAGCACUGACAGUCUCAUCUAGACAAAAAAUGACUACUAACUAUAUCUAGGUCUCUGUUGAUCCUGCACUGUGGACACAGCAGUUUCCACUAUAGAGUGAAUGAAUGCACUCCUGGUUCAAUUCACUUUACAUUGUCACAGAGCAGCUGCAAGUGAAUCCGAUUAUGGAUUUAGAUUUAGAUGCAUAAAUCUCAAGUAUACAAAUAUUGAAUGAGUUAUACUUGAAAAAAGAGCAGUGUUUGAGCUUUACUUCUACAAUAUCAGCGUGAGAAUAUCUACUUAAGAAUGAAUCAUGAAUGAGAUAUAAACCAUUUUCAUAAGGCACAUUCUUUAGAAUGAUCAGGUGACACCAUCCACAGCCAUCUUUAGGAUAUCUGUGUGUGUGUGUGUGUGUGUGUGUGUGUGUGUGU